Molecule: messenger RNA, 4588 nt
Organism: Mytilus trossulus (common blue mussel)
Lineage: Eukaryota; Metazoa; Mollusca; Bivalvia; Mytilida; Mytilidae
Product: ubiquitin-protein ligase E3B-like
Exons: 31
Coding region: 94-3276 (1060 amino acids)
Biological process (GO): ubiquitin-dependent protein catabolic process; protein polyubiquitination
Molecular function (GO): protein binding; ubiquitin protein ligase activity
Source: RefSeq, a predicted model, not a curated record
GUAACACUGUAAAGGGAGAUAAUAAAUAUUGGAAAAAAGUGGAAGAAAAAUUGACAACAAAACAAAUACAAUACGAAAUGAGAGAAAAUUAGAAUGUUUGGCAAGGUAGACGCUCAGAAGAAAAGUUUUUUAGACCAAGCAAAAGCACAAAGAGAUGACAGAGCAUAUGAAAAGAAGAGACAGGUUGCAGUUAUCAAAAUUCAGAGUGUGGUACGAGGAUUCCUUGAUAGACGUAGACUUACACGAUCAAUAAAAGAUGAAGUAUCUGACUUGUUACAGAUUCCUACAGAUAAAGAGAUUGAAUAUCAUCCAAAAUUGAAGCCAGCUGUAGAAGUUUACAAGACUAUCAAGAAAGUUUUAUACAAGUUUAAAGAAGAUGAUGACAAAGAGGCAUUUUUAUACCUGUGCCGCUACCUUUUAUGUUCCAUGGAUUCAGAUGAUAUAAAGGUUUGUUAUAUUGCUGUGGCAUUAAAGAAAGAAUUUGUGUUGUCAUGGAUACAGCAAGUGAAAGAUAUCAACUGGAAAUGUUGUUGUUAUUUAAAAGAAUUAAAGCCAGAGAACCAUGUUGAUUUUAGUGUGAUGAUGUUAUUGUUGAGAGUUUUAAUUGUAUUUACCAGUACAUCUACAUGGAAAAUAGUAAAAACUACACCAGCACUUGCACCUGGUUUAAAUCAACUCUGUAAUAACAUCAUGGGUGACCUGAACACCAGAGGACUCUAUCCUAUAUUACAGGGUUUAUUAACAAGAGGUCUCUCCAGAACGAAGUGUGCCUUUAACCAGACAUCACUUUCAGCUAUGGUUACUAUAGCUUUGAGACCAUUGAUAGCAGCCAAUUUUUCAGACAAUCUGCUGACAGUGUUUGUACUAAAUAUUAUGUCUGUGCCUGCUGUUAUUCAUCAUGUGUCCAAUCUGUCACAAGAGUGUUUGACUCUACUGGUAACUCACAGAUUAUUUAAGAGAUCCCUAGAUCUUCUGUCAAAUGAACAGAGUACCAGAAUUAUCUUCAAUACAUUAGAAGGAAACUAUGCACUAUGUUUGCUGGCAAACAUGGUACAUCUUGGUUUUGUAGAAUUAGAGGGUCUUGUUGAAAAUACAAUCAAAUUUAUGACAGUUGUUAUUCGUCUUCUGGAAAACUGUAAGAAAUAUGUACAGAAUAAAAAAUCCAGUUUAACUCACUGGCAUCCUGUUCUGGGCUGGUUUUCCCAGAAGACAGAUCCUAGUUUGCAUGCCUCCAUGCCAUUUGUAGUGAAACAGUUACAGUUACUGUGGAGUGAGAAAAUGAUUAGACUAAUGUUUGCUGAUCUCUUAAACUACAUAGAAAUAGAUACAGAGAAAGCCAGUAAAAAUCCUUCACCUUCAAAAAAUAUAAUAAAGAAAGCACUGGACAAAGCUUCUACAAAGUCAUCAGGAUCAAAAAUCAAACUAGAUAGUUCUGUUAGUACGUCUACAUGUCUGCCAUGUGUCUUGUACCAGAGAACAAUCAACACUUUAUCACAGCUCAGGAUGGAUAUACUGGGAGGACUAAGUUACAAUGAUGUAUUGUUACCAAUUCUGUGGAAGUUUUUAGUGGACCUUGGACCAAACUGUGGAUUGAAGAGCUUUUUAGAGCUUCUUAGUCAAGCCCCCAACAGUACUAUUCACCCAGUAUUUAGUCUACUGACUGUGUUCUGUGAUGCUGCUAGUCACUUCAUUAUAACAUUGGAUGAUAUUGAAAUGUAUGAACAAGGCAGAUUAUUCAAACUUGAAGAUUAUGUAAAAAUUAGUGAAUUCCUGAACUGUUUUGUUUUCCGUGUUAUCUGGAACAAUUUGAUAGACACCACAGCAGCAUUAAUGUCUGAUGUGUUUGGAUCAACUCGUGGACUUUUGAAUAUUCUCUAUGAGAGAGAUUGUAGACGGAGUUAUACCCCUCCUAAUCACUGGUUAAUCAGGGAUGUAAAGCCUUCAGUUUUCAUGGCUGAGUUGGAGAAAGGGAAGAAACCAGCUGUCUUUCUGAUGCAGAGAUUACCACACAUCAUUCCAUUCUCUGAGAGAGUAAAAUUAUUCAGAAGACAUGUGAACAAAGAGAAAGAAGCCAUGGGUUUUACAGAAUCUGCCUGUACAUCUCCACAGUCUACACUUAUAUCUGUACAUAGGUCACGGAUUGUGGAGGAUGGUUACAGACAACUGGCACAGCUUCCAACUAAAUCAAUGAAGGGGCUCAUAAGGGUGAAAUUUAUAAAUGAACAGGGUCUAGAUGAAGCAGGUAUAGAUCAGGAUGGAGUAUUUAAGGAAUUUCUGGAGGAAACUAUCAGCCGAGUGUUUGAUCCUUCCCUCAACUUAUUCAAGGUGACAUCAGAACAGAAACUGUAUCCAUCAUCAACAUCUUAUAUCCAAGAAAAUCAUCUGUCUUUGUUUGAAUUUGUUGGUAAAAUGCUGGGGAAAGCUGUUUAUGAGGGAAUAGUUGUAGAAGUUCCGUUUGCUCCAUUUUUCCUGACACAGAUGUUAGGCCACCAACAGAGUGCCACCUACAGUUCACUAGAUGAACUUCCAUCACUCGACCCAGAACUUGCUAAAAACUUGUCAUAUGUUAAGCAUUAUGACGGUGAUGUUGAUGACCUUGGGUUAACCUUCUCAUUAGAUGAGGAUAUCAUGGGAAGGGUAGAAACUCAUGAACUGGUACCUGGUGGUAAAGCCAUUCCAGUCACUAAUAAAAACAAAAUCCGAUAUGUGCACCUGAUGGCCCACUUUAGAAUGUAUAAACAGAUAAAGGACCAAACACAAGCAUUCAUCAGAGGAUUUAAAGGGGUCAUCAAUUCUGAUUGGUUGUUGAUUCUCUCUGCUCCAGAAUUACAGAAACUUAUAUCUGGUGACAAUGCAGAAUUAGAUAUACAAGAUUUAAGACGGAAUACUCAAUAUUACGGUGGUUACCAUAACAACCAUAAAGUCAUUAACUGGAUGUGGGAUAUAUUAGGAAAAGAUUUUAACAGAGAAGAAAAAGGAUUAUUUCUAAAGUUUGUAACCAGUUGUUCCAAGCCGCCACUUUUAGGAUUCUCCAAUCUUGAACCUCCCUUUUCUGUCAGAUGUGUUGAAGUUAGCGAUGAUCAGGACACAGGCGACACAGUUGGAAGUGUAUUGAAAGGAUUUUUUAACAUUAGGAAAAGGGAUCCUGUAGGAAGAUUACCUACAUCAUCUACGUGUUUUAACUUACUGAAAUUACCUAAUUAUCAAAAGAAAAGUACUUUGAGAGAGAAGUUACGAUAUGCAAUAUCAUCUAAUACAGGCUUUGAAUUAUCUUGAUACAGGAAUAACAAAUGGAGAAGAAUUUUCAUUGUUAAUUAUCGUGAUGUUGGAAUAACAAAUGGAGAAGAUUUAUCAUUGUAUUUAUCAUAAAAAUCAUCUGACAUAUGAUUGUAUUUGUUGUUUUAUUUAUUGUUAAGUUAUUAUUUUUUAAAGUCAAGGUACAUAAAGUGAAUGGUGUUUUUAUAUAAAAACAAAUGAUUAAAUAAAGGGUAAAUUUUGGAAGUACAGAAUUUAGUAUUUUCAUCUUAAACAGAUUUUUUUUCAUGAUGGAUGACUAGAAAUCAAAGUAAUAUUUUAGAUUACUUAUAAUUGAAUAAACAAUGUUAAUUUUCCUAUACUUCUAUUGGCAGUUUACCUCAGGGAUCAAUAUCUGCUGAAAUUAGAUCUUCAUGUAGGAAACUAUCAUUUAGGUGUAUAAUGUCGUUUUUAAGGGAGAUUGAUUAUUUACCUGAUUCAGUGAUAGAGUUUGAUUUAUUGAUUGUUUUCCUUUAUGUCCAGUAGCAAAUAUUUCAUGACUUUGAUAGUAUAAACAGUUUACCUGUACUCAUUGAAAGAUUGAAAGAAAGAUUUAAUGUAAAAGAAAUUACAUAUUUAUGUGUAUAGAAUAAAUCAAAUAAAGAUGAUAUGUCACUUAUUAUAAAUAUUUUCAAUCAAAUCAUGAUUUUUUUUAGAUUCCUGUUUUUGUUUUGUUUGUUCUAUUGGGUGAAAGAAAGGGAUGUAAGAUGGUAAUUAAUUAGGAAAGAAAGGUUUAGGCAAAAACUCAAUUAUAAGGCAUGAUCAACUAUGGUGAACUUUUGCAUUUGGGUUUAGCUUUUAGCAGCUACACUGGACUGAUAUUUUGUCAGUGUACUUAUUGUAGCUUGCAACAAAGAGCAGAGUCAAAUUAUGCUGCCUUACACUCAAUGCAUGAAUAGUUUAGGGUUACGUUUCUGAUCUUGAGAAAUUGCAUAUCUUGUAUUUAAAAUCAAUAUCUAUUUUUCUCUGAGUCAUAAAUGAAGAAAACUUUGUGAUUGAAUACAUUUAGUUAUAGUGGUCCAAAUAAAAACUAAAAGGGCCAUUCAAUUAAUAUGUAAUAGGAUUUAGUUCCUAAAUACUUUAACAAUGUAAUACCUGCAAGAUUUUACUGAGAAUGUGCCCUAUUUUUCAUUUUGAAGAAAUACAUAUGUAAAGUAAUAGUCUAGUUGUUCAAGAUUAAAGUUUUAAUUUGUUGCCAUUUCAUUUUCAUAUCUCAUGAUUGAUUUUAUGUGUUCUAAUGAAAUGAGGUCUUGUAAUAUUUUACAUCAAAAUGAACACUAUAUAUAUGAAUAUC